Molecule: messenger RNA, 1263 nt
Organism: Erinaceus europaeus (western European hedgehog)
Lineage: Eukaryota; Metazoa; Chordata; Mammalia; Eulipotyphla; Erinaceidae
Gene: MRPL1
Product: mitochondrial ribosomal protein L1
Exons: 9
Coding region: 123-1085 (320 amino acids)
Biological process (GO): translation
Cellular component (GO): mitochondrion; large ribosomal subunit
Molecular function (GO): RNA binding; structural constituent of ribosome
Source: RefSeq, a predicted model, not a curated record
CCCCUUUCCUCUUGCUCUGUCUAAUCCCUUCCCCUCUUGUCCAUUCCGGAAGGGAACCUUUUUCAGACUUUUCCAGUUGACACGUAGGAUCACUUUAGUCGACACAAUCCGGCAUAGCCAACAUGGCGGCGGCCGUGAGCUACCUCCGUAGAGUUUUGAUGCAUCAUCAAAGGCAUAGUCUUUCCAAGAUCAUUUAUCAGGCGCCCCUUCAUCCUUGUUCCCUAUGUAGUCAGAUGUCCAGCAGACAUUUUGCUACUGCUGUAAAGCCUGCUCAAAAGAAGAAAAAAGAUCCCAAAGCAAAAUCAUCAGAUGAGAUAAAAGAGGAGAUAGAAAAAAUAAAGUCCUCCGUCUAUAUGGAAGGUGACCCUGAAGAUGAUGUCUACCUAAAGCGCUUAUAUCCGAGGCAGAUGUAUGAGGUGGAGAAAGCUAUCCAUUUGCUUAAAAAAUUUCAAAUUCUCGACUUUACUUAUCCAAAGCAAGGCGUUUACCUUGAUUUGACUCUGGAUGUGACACUAGGGAAGAAGAAAAAAUCGGAGCCAUUUGCCAGUGUUGUUAGUUUUCCAUACCCCUUCGUUUCAGAAAUCAAUAAAGUUGCUGUAUUUACAGAGAAUGCAUCAGAGAUCAAAAUAGCAGAAGAAAAUGGAGCUGCAUUUGCAGGAGGAGCUGAUCUGGUUCAAAAGAUUUUGGAUGAUGAAAUUCAACCAGACUUCUAUGUUGCUGUUCCAGAAAUAAUGCAGGAACUUAAUCCAUUACGGAAGAAACUGAAAAGAAGAUUUCCUAAGCUUAAUCGAAAUUCUAUUGGACGUGACAUUCCAAAAAUGCUUGAAUUAUUUAAAACUGGACAAGAAAUUAAAGUAGAUGAAGAAAAGGAGAACUUUCUCAACGCCAAAAUAGCAACACUGGACAUGCCAGAUAACCAGAUAGUUGCCAACAUGAAAGCACUGAUUAAUGAAGUUUGUAAACACAAAGCACUGAGUUUGGGACCCUUUGUUGUACGAGCUUUCCUUCGCAGUUCAACAAGUGAAGGAUUAUUACUAAAGAUUGACCCUUUGUUGCCAAAAGUGGAAACCAAAGAAGCUGACUAAAAGUGUGGCACUAUGCAAUUAUUUUCAGUUAAUUAAAAAGAAGAGGAAAUUAGAAAACCGUAUACUUUUUCCUUUUGGUGUCUUAUUUCUUGAUCUUGAUCAUUAUAUAUGUAAGUUUUAAUGAUGGAAAACAUUUAAAGCUUUCAAAAAUGAGAAAAUAAACAUGUGUCUGAAAUUA